Megachile rotundata (alfalfa leafcutting bee) is the source of this 2495-nucleotide messenger RNA. RefSeq names its product Autophagy-related 18a (gene Atg18a). Lineage: Eukaryota; Metazoa; Arthropoda; Insecta; Hymenoptera; Megachilidae. Gene Ontology annotation, molecular function: protein binding. The record is from RefSeq and is a predicted model, not a curated record.
AAAUCAAGUAAAUAUUCAGUUUUAUAGUAUAUUUCCAACAACGUACGUGAAACCCAUUUUUAAAAAAGAAGAACAAGAAGAGGUACAUAACGCCGGACAAGUUCUAAACCUCCCAGGACAGAUGGAACAACCCAAACUCCAUGAGUAGCUACAUUUGCUACAUGUUCUAUAGGAGUAGAUUAGAAUGAUAACAAAUAAAUAGUUUACAACUAAAAGUGUAAACAUAGUUCCAUGCAAAGAUAAAAUAUUAUUAAUUAAUUUUCUACAAGUGUUGGCAUUAAUAUAAACAGCCACUGUUUUACCAAAUGCAGAACUUAAGCAAUUUAGUAAACAAUCAAAUGUCAACAGUUUCAUCGUUCCUUGAAUUCAGGAAACAACUGUCAGCUGUUCAAUAUGUGGAACGAUGGUACAAUCAAGCAGUAUACUGCUUUGUAUAGUCACUUGUAGAAGUCAUUCUACAUCGAGUUCGACAUCUGUUCACAAAUCUUGUAUUAGCGUGCGCGUGCGUGUAUUUGUAUUAACGUACGUGCAAGAAAGAAGAGAAACAGAUAAAGAGAGGCAAUAAAAACAAAGAUAGAAAAGGAUAUAAAAAGAAAUUAAGAAAGAAGUGGAUAAAGUGUUCUUACGCGCACCGUCCGUGCGAUUUAUGCAAAAUCUUGUGCGUAACGUGGAUGUAUUGACGCAAGGACUUAAAUACAGUAUAUCAGGACUAAUGAACCUCGCAAAUCAGACUACUGAUCCUCAAAGUGGUGUUUUCUUUGUUAAUUUCAAUCAGGAUUGCACAUCUUUGGCAGUAGGAUCAAAAGCAGGAUACAAAUUAUUUUCUUUAAAUUCUAUUGAUCAUCUUGAGACAAUAUAUGAAAAUGAUACUGAGGACAUAUGCAUUGUCGAACGACUAUUCAGCAGUAGUCUUGUUGCUGUGGUCAGCUUAUCAUCACCUCGUAAACUCAAAGUUUGCCACUUUAGAAAAGGAACUGAAAUUUGCAAUUAUAGUUACUCAAAUACCAUUUUGGCUGUGAAGCUUAAUAGAGCAAGAUUAGUUGUCUGCUUGGAAGAAUCAUUAUACAUUCAUAAUAUUAAGGACAUGAAAGUCCUACAUACAAUUCGUGAUACUCCACCCAAUUUAGCAGGCUUGUGUACACUAUCAAUAAAUAGUGAUAAUUGCUAUUUAGCAUAUCCAGGAUCAAAUACAAUUGGAGAAGUUCAAAUAUUUGAUGCAAUAAAUCUCCAAGCAAAAACUAUGAUUCCUGCACACGAUAGUCCAUUGGCAGCACUCGCAUUUAGUCCAAAUGGUACCAAAGUAGCUACGGCUUCUGAGAAGGGUACUGUAAUUAGAGUUUUUCAUGUUCAUGAUGGUACAAAACUAUUUGAGUUUCGGCGAGGAGUUAAGCGAUGCGUAUCUAUAAGCAGUCUUGCUUUUAGUAUGGAUUCUAUGUUCCUUUGUUGUUCGAGUAAUACAGAAACGGUGCAUAUUUUCAAGUUGGAAGAACCGAAGGAAGCGCUACGACAAACAACGGAUGAAUCCCAAACUUGGAUGACAUAUCUAACCAAAGCAAUGUGUGCAUCCGCUAAUUAUUUACCUUCCCAAGUAACUGAUGUUUUUAACCAAGGACGUGCCUUUGCGAGUGUCCAUUUACCAUUCCAAGGGUUAAAAAAUGUUUGUGCUAUUACAGUAAUACACAAAGUACUUAGGCUGUUGGUGGCUAGUGCUGAUGGAUAUCUGUAUGUUUACAACUUGGAUACAACAGAAGGUGGAGAUUGUACAUUGCUUAAACAGCAUAGAUUAGAUGGCAAACGGGACGAAGUAGAUUGUGCUAGUGUGUCUACAGCUGGGUUAGGAUCUGGAGAAACUCCUGCAGGAACAACUACUACACGAAUAGUACAAAAUACAGCCUGCAUAAAUAGCUACGCGGGUGUGUUGCGCGGCCGCUCGCCAGACUCCAUGUCAGAGUCAGAGAAGUAUCAUGAGAUGAUAGCGGCUACUGAGAGUCCACCACGAUUUUCGGGUUCAUUCCGUUUGAAAGACGAUGCUGAAUUUCCACCUGUUACGCAAAGAACGGAUUGAGUGUAAUGAUUCAUGCAUAUCAAAAAUUACAGAUGAAGAUGAAUUACAUACAGCAGUGAUCGAAAUUAAAGACACUAAAAUACAGGUUGAAAUAAGUUUCUAGUUAUUAUAUGGAAAACGUUGCAGAUGCAGGAAAGCAACGAUUAUUUUGUAAUGAAAAAAUGAUAACAAACACACAUUAAUGAAAUUGUAUAAAUUACAUAAUUAACGCCAAAAUUAGCAUGUGUUUAGUGUUCAUAUUGUAUCUGAAAUCGAUAUUUUAAAAAAGACUAUCCACAAUACUUUUGUUUAUAUUACAUUUUUUCCAAAUCAGUAUUUUAUACUAGAACAUAAUCAUUAUUGAAGAGCAUAAAGUUUGUUUUAGAGCAUGUAGCAAUUCAAUGAUAAAUAAAGAUUACUGCGAUGCUUUAAAAAAAAAAAAAAAAAAAAA